AUGGCCCAGACCGGGAAAGUCCGAACCGGCGCUGUUUGGAACGUUACUACAGUGAGGGGCCUGAUCCAGUGGCAAAAAACGUAUCAUUUUACAUCCGAAAAGUAUCAAAAAUGUGGCAAAAUGCCUCCCUUUCCAACUAAGAAACUCCUUUUUGAACUGCCAUUUCCCUCACAAAAAGAGUGGGCGUGCUUUUGAAGUCGGAGUUUUUUUUCACUUGGAGAGGGAAGCAUUUUGCCACAUUUUUGAUACUUCGCGGGUGCAAAAUGGUACGUUUUUGGGCAUUGGUUCGGGUCCGCCACUGUACAAGGGGUCGGAUUUAAAGUCUCUGCACUUUUGACUGAAAGCUUUUAUGCUCUCCAUUAUUAUAAUAUUAUUAUUAUAGUUUUAUUAUACGUUUGUAUGCGGGAAAUUAACGCAGUCCAACAGUCGUAAAGGCAGCCAAACCCUAGCCAAGGAGUUUUUAUUUAGAACUUUUUGCCGAAUUUCGGCACGAAAAGUUUCAUGCCUAUUUCUACCGUAAAGGAUAAUGUUUCUACAAAAAAUCAAAUUUUUCCGCACGAAAAUGCCAAAGUCAUGGCCAAAAAGCGCUUUUCUCUCUGACCGCUCUCCACGUUUAGCGUGCUCUCGGCGGCAAAAAUCGUUCGAUAUCUCGGCGGCGCCCGCAAAGCGCGAGCUUGUCGUUUUCAAGGCUUUGAAAGCAACAAUAAAUUUGCUAUUUAUCUUUUUACUUCUUUAGUUCCAAGUCUACAGGCAUUGGCUUUUUCAAUUAUCGCAAAGAAGACUUCAUCGCCAAAGUGAAGGCCAUCCCAAGUCCAGACGGUCAUUGGGUGGCCAAAAUCGACAAGUUCCGAAUCGGCGAUUCCCAGACGUUCGCCAACUUUGAGGCCACAAUUUCAACAACUCUCCACGGGAUUUCCCUUCCUUCAGCGCUCUUCAACACUGUCGUCCGAACGCUUGGCGCAAAAUACAACCGUGAAAACGGAACGUACUCUGUGGACUGCGGGAAGUCGUUGAAUUUGGUGUUGGAGAUCAACGGAGCAAAGAUCGAAGUGCCCUUAGAAGCGUACACACUGAAGACCAAGGAGGGAUGCACAUUGCUGCUGAAGUCGCACGCAGAGAGCAAGCAGAUCGUCCUCGGACAGGCGUACUUUAUGGAACGCGGUGUUUGUUUGGACUACGACAACGACGAAAUUCAUUUUCAUCAUGACUACCCAGUCGGAUACCCUAUAAAAGAGGGCUUGACGCGGAUCAACGGAGGUUUUGCAUAUGUUACAAAGAGAGACAUGUAA
Bursaphelenchus xylophilus (pine wood nematode) is the source of this 1289-nucleotide messenger RNA. NCBI's taxonomy places the organism in Eukaryota, Metazoa, Nematoda, Chromadorea, Rhabditida, Aphelenchoididae. The record is from the annotation of a GenBank genome assembly.